AUGAAGAGGGUCUUUCAAACUUUCAUGUACUUCUCUGUCAGCUUCUUCUGGUGGGGGCGCAGUGUAGACAAGCUGACUGAGGAUGCCAAGGAGAGAUUGGAAGGGAAUGUUCCACCCAGACCAUGGUGGCAGGACAUGACAUGGCUACUGGCUGAUUUGUUGGAGUCAGACAAGGACAUGCUGGCUCUUGCAAAUCUCCUCUUCGCUGCUUAUGCCUUUGCAGCAAGCGUUGCAAUUGCUGGCUGCUUUGGUGGGCUGUCAGAUAUUGAAUUCACCCGCUUAAGGGAGCGUGCCCUCAAGUUUCUUCUCCUUAAACUUGUCAUACUGCUGGCAGUCGUCCCGGCAGGCUUGGUGGCGCGAGGGCUGGACGCGUGUGCAUGGACUAUGUGGUUCACAAUCAUGGGCUACAUGCACCUGAUAAUCGGCGUUACGAAAGACCGACUGGAACUCCUGUCCACUUACCCUCCAGUGGGCAUAAGCAAGUAUGUGCCACCCUUUGUGUUGUUGCUGCUGGUGCUGGCCCACGACUGCAUUUUGGCAGCACAGCUGUGGCAGCACACAGAAGGGCCAGUGAAGUUCGCCGUGUGGUGUCUACGAAUGUAUGACAUCGUCCACACUGGAUUGCUUGGGCUGAAGACUUUGAUCAGAUACAGCUUGUACAUUGUGGACAUGCUCUUCAUCACUCCUCAAGAAGGGGAGAAUGAGGACACGGGCCCUUGGGGCCCCAGGGAUGCCCGCAGCACUGUGCUGUUUCACAUAAUUUUUGUGUUUGAUAUGCUGAUUUACGCCCUGCUGCUUGUGGUGUACCUCCAUGUGUGGAUUCUCCAUGGCUUCACACUUGGGCUCCUCGACACUGUGCUGGUGCUGGACAUCCGCUCUGUGUUGCAUGCCCUCCACGGUCGGGUGCGCCAGUACACGGACUACCACAAGGUCACGUACACCCUCAACAAUCUCUUCCAGGAGGCCUCUCUGGAGGCCAUGGUUGAUGCGGGCGACUGCGCGAUCUGUCGCAACCCCAUGCAGACUGGCAAGGUUCUGCCCUGCCAGCACAUCUUCCACCUGUCCUGCCUGAGGGCUUGGCUGCAGCAGUGUGGGGCUCACAACUACAACUGCCCACUUUGCCGGAUGCCGCUCAUUUUCGGGCAGGCCAGGAGGGGGAGGGAGACGGAGACGGAGACUCAACAGGAGGUGACGGAGGCGAGCGAUGGCAACCAAGUCAACAGCCCCUCAACAGAAAUAAAUUUAAUAGACUUAUUUCCUGAGGAAGGGUUGAAUGACACAAAUGAGGUUGUGGCAUCCGGUCAAGAGCGUGGGGCCCACACUGCUGCUCUACAGAGCCGAAUAUUGCAUGACCCAACAUUCGGCAUGGUCCCAAGGGCUGGGGGCCAGCAGCAGGGACCAGCGGAGGAGACCCACACAUGGAGCACAGGGUCUUUGGCAUCCUCUUUCAGGGCAAUGCUGACCCUUACAAGAAAUGUCACAGAAGCUGCACUUGGCACGCAAGGCGCCGUCGCUGCCGCAAGCGCCGACGAGGGGGAAGAAGUCACCAGCCAGUUCGAGGCGGCUGACACAGACUUUGAACUGCCAACUUCCGAAAUCUUCACCCCCUCAGAAGGAUUCGAUAGAAGGUAUGUGGAGCCAGAACCACCUGAGGGCCAGUUUUCAGCCCAUGACGCCUCAACGAAUGUCCAAGAGCUGUCAACACAGCGUGCCGGCUCCCGGCGGCAGCAGGGGAGCGAGGGGGUUGCGGGGGGGAGUGAAUGGGACGUGGGGCAAUCGGACAGAGGCCACGGGGAUUCCGGGGCCGCGAUGAGCACAGAGGAGGCCAGUGGCGGGCUGCAUAGAAGGCGCGGUGACAGGGGCCUGUGGUGA
Molecule: messenger RNA, 1872 nt
Organism: Ostreobium quekettii
Lineage: Eukaryota; Viridiplantae; Chlorophyta; Ulvophyceae; Bryopsidales; Ostreobiaceae
Source: the annotation of a GenBank genome assembly